This is a messenger RNA of Gamsiella multidivaricata, 1090 nucleotides long. RefSeq lists its product as uncharacterized. The transcript has a single exon. The coding region runs from base 115 to 1056 and encodes 313 amino acids. NCBI's taxonomy places the organism in Eukaryota, Fungi, Mortierellomycota, Mortierellomycetes, Mortierellales, Mortierellaceae. The record is from RefSeq and is a predicted model, not a curated record.
CAGAUAAAAGUACUUGGGAUAUUUUUGCUUCGACAUCUUGAUCAAGAGGAACUGGACCGUCUUGCCAAGAAGAAGAAACCUCUCCGCUUUCGCUACGACACAAAACAGAACAACAUGUCUUCACCCUCUCAUUCGAUGAUUCAGGAAUUACAGCAGCAGCAACAACCAGGUGAUAUUUCAAGGCUUGCAAGGAUCAGCGGCAUACGCAUGUUGCUUCUCGAAGAGUCAACCCAGCAACUAUCUCUACGGAAGCAGCUUCAGGAAUCCUCCGUACUCGUAGCUGAAGGUGAAGAUCACUCGUCUUCCCCAAAAAGCGACUAUAGUCGAGCAGCAACCAUUCGUGCAGCGUUGGAGAUGAGGGCUCAGUAUGCACUUCUACUGCAACAGCAAGUCCAGGACAUGGUGCAGACGAUCGACACACGGACUCAUGCUGAUGAUCCUAUCGUCCGAUCAAACGGCGCCUUUCUACGAGUGCGUGCUGAGCAAAUUGGGGUGCUCCACCUGGCUUGUUAUCUUGUUGCUUUCGCAAUCGAACACGAGGACGCAGACCAGCGAGGGUCCGAUCUGUUCAGGCACAGGCUGGAUAUUCUCGCCCAGGCUGUGGACCAGCUUAUUCCUGGAUCCGAAUCCGAAUCUUCGAGCUAUGACCCUCCUUCGGUUGACCAAAUUUCAGGUGCAGACGAUGAACACCGUGUAAAUAACGUCUCCAGGGAUGUAGCUGAUCGAGCAAGGACGAUUGAAUCUAUGUUUCUCGUACCGCUUUCGAGCGCGAUAUCCUUGUCCGCUGGAACCACAGAUAUCUUGCUAUCGAGACUGCGAAGCGUGAGCCACAAAAACCAGUUCGACUCGCCCAUCUUCAAAACAGAAAAGUACCAGAACCUCGUCAGACAAAGGAUUGUUGAACAAUUUGGUGUUGCCGGGAAGAAUCGCUCCGCAAAGGGUGUUGAGGAGGAUACAUUCAGCAACCAACCCUCAAAGAUUCAGGAUAUGGAUCGACUCAUACUCAAGGACUGGUUAUUCCAUGUUGGAUUCAACACUCUGGCCGCCACAGUGUGAUUAACUAAUAAACAUCUAGAAGCAGGGUAUCAAG